CGUGCGCUACGAACUACGAAACAUCUCCGCGCGUAGUACGGAGGGUGGUUGUACGGAGUUUCAGUGGUGUUAAAGUAGUUAUGGAUAUAUUCAAGAUCUCUAUUAGGAUUUACGUGAUUAUUUUGACCACAAAGGGGCUGUUAUGCCUUCGUAACGUCCACGUAGUGGUCCCAGAGGCAGUCGAACGCGGUUCCAAGGUGGAGAUGCGGUGCCUCUACGACUUGGAGAAGGAGGAGCUGUAUUCCGUGAAAUGGUACCGGGGGGACCGGGAGUUCUACAGAUACUCGCCCCGGGACGUCCCGCCGCUCAGAAUAUUUGGCAUCCCCGGCAUUGAAGUUGAUAUAACAGAAACCGAUGGAGAACGCCUGACGAUCAUCCCAGCAUCUCCUCAAGUGGCGGAGGGCCAGUAUACUUGCGAGGUGUCGGCCGACGCGCCCUCCUUCCUCACGGCACAAGUGCACACACACAUGUACGUCGUCGAUCUGCCAAAGAAUGGUCCAUCGAUGCACGGGCUCAAGAGGCGGUACAAGCCAGGCAUGAAGCUGAAGGUGGAAUGUAUCAGCAGGGACUCCAUGCCAGCCGCCAAUCUCUCCUUCUUUAUCAACAGUGAACCGGCACACUCACAACACGUGCUGCACAGAGUGGACGGCAAGACGCCGGGCGGACUCAUGACCGCCUACAGCACCAUCCAGUUUAUAGUCCAGAAACACCACUUCAUUCGAGGGAAAAUUAAGAUACGGUGCACGGCGAACAUGUACACCAUAUACCUUCAGAGCCUCGAGAAGAGCGCGGAGGAGGAACGGGUGCCCACCACGCCCACCAGCCCGCCCGAAGUGCACGAAGCCAUCGUCUACUCCAUACACCGCCUGCCCGAGAGCAAUUCCGGGCCCGUUUCAUCUCCAUCCACAAUCUUCAGGAUGCUAUUAAUCGUAACUUCAUUUCUUCCGACUGUGUUUAGAUAACUCAUUAAUGUAAUUAUGUAGCUACAAUAAAUUAAUGUAAAGCAUUUUCUACGUGGUGAAGUGGAAUCGAAAACAUCUGAUUAAUGUUAGCAAUGAACAUUCCUUAUGCGGGUCAUCUUAAGCCUCUGGCAAACACCGGGCUAACGUUAUAUUUGACAAAGGCGAUCGUGUGUUCAAAAUUUUAUUUAUUAUUACGUGUAUUUUUGAAAUAUUUGAACUCAAAAUUACAUUCGGCCUUGCACAAGUCAGCUACAAAUUCCUAAAAAAUACUAAUUUUGAAUUCCUUCCGGGAACUCAAUCGAGAAACGACAUCAAAAGAACGGAUUAAUUUUAUUACCAUUUUGAUACACGUUCCGUUCCACGAAGUCUUUUGAUUAAAAACCGGUAAUGGAUCACAAUUUAUGAGAAAUUGAGUUCCGUUAUUUGUUUUUUUUUUCUGCAUUAAAAUGUAAAAGAGUUUAAAAAUAAAUGUUUUGAAGAUAAAACCUGCUUUCUAUUGAAAGGUAAAUAUAAAUGUAUAACAUUAGGUUUAAUAUAGGUUCUCAAUUAUUUUAAGGUUUGAAUGUACAAUUUAAUCGUGUCGGAUGUAAAAUUUGAGUGCUUUUCUAAGAUAUAGUGGUUUUAAAAAAAACGAUGCGCUUAGCUCACUCUACGCACUCUACUACGAGUAGGUACGCCCGCUGUGUGCCAGAUACUUUAUUGAUAAUAAUCCAAGUGCUUUUUAAUUGCAAUUUCUAAUCUCACGAACACUAUCUACUUCGGUGAUUUCGAUUCCACCCGGUGUAUCUAUUUAUCAAAAAAUAUAUCAACCCGCAAAGUGGGCACUUCUUUCUGAACACUGAAUACUAAAACGAUUUUAUAUUAUUGUCAUGUUGUAGAUUAAGUUGUCUAGUUUGUAACUGGACGUUAAAAUAAAAAAUUAAAUUGAUAUAAGUGAUGAAUCUGAGAGUGUUUAUGUAAAUAAAAUCAUUAAAUUUUAAAUAGUUGUUUACUAUAAGUAGCUCGACCAAAUGUUGUUGACCCUUCGUUGAUCUCAUGAGUAAACAAAUAAUAUUAAGAGGUCUUCAAAAUGUUUGGUACCUAGAUAAAGAUAUUCCACUUAAAAAGAACCAAGUUUAAAUGAUUAGCCAAAAUUGUAAAUUACAAGCUUAAGAUAUUGCAAACCACCUCUGGUGGUGCACUGACCCGCGACGUUGUAGUUGCGGGUUCGAUACCCGCCGAGGGCAAAUGUUAGAUGGAAUUCUUGAAUUAUGUGUUAUUAUUUCAUGGACACUACUAUUUUUUGACGGUCUUCUUCAAAACUUACUCGUAUUAUGACUACAUAAAUCGUCUGAUCCUUUAGUAGUUUACAAUACCUAUUUUAAAGCCACGUUUAGAUCUGUAGUAGAACUUCCAGAUCCAAGACAGACUUUAAACCAACCAUUACUUAGUUGUAAAGGAACUACCAUUUCGAACUCUCUUAAACUAUUCGUUUGUUUCCUUUAAGUCUAAGUAUUUAUUAUAUUUAUAAACAAAAACGUUUUCCAUUUUGACUGUUUUAGGACCUCUCCAGUUUCAACUGCACAGUGAAGGCCUUCCACAACCCCAAAUACCUAGUUCAAUGCCCAAACUUUCCCCUCCUUCCUCAAUAUAGGUAAUAAUAAUAUUAGCUAUGAUAGUCAGUGGUGUAAUGGACUAUAAAUUGAAUAUAACGAAGUAUUCAUAAGCUAAUAUUGCCUUGUAUAUUAUUAUAAACAAACAAAAUGUAUCAGCAAUGUACAUUUCGUAUUAUCUAUGUGUUUAAUGUUAUAUUCUCCUGUAUUUGUUAAAAGCUAUUAUACUAAUUUAUUAAUACUACUUACCGAAAUCUCAA
Messenger RNA from Ostrinia nubilalis (European corn borer), 2814 nucleotides. RefSeq lists its product as uncharacterized. The transcript has 7 exons. The record is from RefSeq and is a predicted model, not a curated record. Lineage: Eukaryota; Metazoa; Arthropoda; Insecta; Lepidoptera; Crambidae. Bases 81 to 962 code for a protein of 293 amino acids.